Molecule: messenger RNA, 3747 nt
Organism: Pocillopora meandrina
Lineage: Eukaryota; Metazoa; Cnidaria; Anthozoa; Scleractinia; Pocilloporidae
Source: the annotation of a GenBank genome assembly
AUGGAAGCGCUAAGUUCUGGCCUGUAUUUCUUGAUCUGGAGUCUUUUAACGGUUCGAUGUUCGAUGGCAUCGGACAGGAUUAGAAAUAUCUUUGUUUCACCAGAAGGCAUGGACGUUAAAACUUGUGGAAAGGAGAGUCAACCGUGUCUAUCGCUGGAUUUCGCCAUCUCAAUCGCACGUGAAAGUGGAGCAAACUCAACACAGAUAAAAGCAGCAGAAGGAAACUACACCCUGACAAAGAGUUACAGAUUUACAAAUGUGGAGAACUUCGGUAUGGUAGGGCAGGGUUCGACUCCAAAAGAUGUACAAAUCACUUGUAAAUCAAAUGUGAGCUUGUCUUUUGUUCUGAGCGAAAAUAUAUUUUUCGAAAGAAUCAUGUUGCAGAAUUGUGGAGGUUGGCAAAAGAGCGCAGUUAGAGCAAAGAAGCCUUAUAGCGGACUCGAUGGAGUAAAUUUCAAAACAACCCUAGAUUUUAGAUAUUGCAAGAACAUACGCUUCUACGGCGUCGAAAUUUUGUCUUCAUCGGGCCUCGCUGUCAACUGUUAUGACUGUGGAGGCGUAGUAAACUUCACAAACAGCGCGUUUACGGAAAAUACUGCGCGCUACAGUAACGCAACGCAAAGAAAUUUAAGUCGCAGUAUCGAAGACAACUUCUUUGGAAAUCAAAGUAAAAAUUACGUGUUCUCUGGAGGUGGUGUUUAUUUAGGCUUGGAUCCGUACGGUUCCAAUACAGUCCAAGUCUCGCCAAGUAAACAUGAUUCAUACCAACAUAACAAUACAUACAUUUUUCAAAAUUGCCGUUUUCUCGGAAACGAAGCCUUGUGGCGUAAUAAAAGUAAACAAAAUGACUUUGUUGACACACCAGAGCUUCCGUUCAGUCGAGGAGGCGGUUUGGCAAUUUACUUUCGAUCGAAUGCUAGUGGAUGCCUAGUUGACGUAGAAUCGUGUGCUUUCAUCAGAAAUCGUGCGGACUGGGGAGGAGGUCUCAUGCUCGAAAUGAAAGAAGAGAGUAGAAGGAAUUUAUUCACAAUGGCAAACACCAUUUUUGACAGCAAUAAAGGACGUAUGGCCGGUGGAGGUAUUCGAAUCGGAAACUUUAUCAAGGGAAGCGGACGCGGUCUCAAUACAUUUUCUGUAAUCAACUGCUCGUUCGUGAGAAACGAGGCUAUAUGGGGAGGAGGGGCAUCGAUCUUUGGAACGACCAUUCCUGACACAACCGCGUAUGACUUAACCCAGUUCUACUUCAACGAGUGUCACUGGAGUGAGAACACUGGAACAGUUGGAGCUGCCAUGGCUUCUUUUCUCUCCAAUCAGAAUGAAGAUCAAAUCGGACCUGAAAUUCCUUACCAGGUAACCUUGAAUUUCUCAACGUUUCAGGGUAAUCGAGUGAUGCGUAAAGAACAACUGGUGACCAUUGGAGAAGGCGCACUUUACAGUAUACAAGUGCCUCUGAUAUUCCAAGGAAAUGUGACAUUCUUUAACAACACCAACUCGGCCAUGGCCCUUGAUGGUUCCACUAUGGAAAUAUGCGGGAACGUACACUUCAUCAACAACACAGGAUUUAGAGGCGGUGCAAUAGCUAUGUACGGACGUUCGAGGAUUUUUUUUAACAAAAAUUCUUACCUACUCUUUGACGGUAACAAGUGCGACGACAGAGGUGGGGCUUUGUACAUCUUCGCCCCCGGACCACCACUUGUUGGUUUCAAUGCAACUGGUAUAAAUACGCACAUUUGUUUCUUCGGGUACUCGGAUGCUUCUGUCGACUUCGAUGACUGGGAAACGAGGGUUAUCUUCCAGGGCAACAAAGCAGCGUUUGCAGGGAAUUCAGUUUACGCCACUACGCUAAAGAACUGUCGACGAGCAGGUGAACCGCGUCUAAACAACUCCGUUUUGCAGUGGAAAUUUGUGGAAUUCAGGAGCGCCGAUGGACAGAAAACCUUCCUAACAAAGGAGGUCACCACUGAACCAGUUAAAAUAGAGUUUGACAGAGAGGACUGGUCGGUGGCCCCGAGUGAGGUUUUUAAUGCCUCUUUAUCAUUGCUCGACGAGAUUGGUAACUCCGUCGUUGGUAGCAUCAAUGUAAGAGUAAUUCCUCUUCAGGAUCAAUCCUCGAUUUAUUUGCACACGUCUUCGCCCUUAUUCAUUGCUAAUGGAAGUGUUUCCAACGUUAAACUCGCUGGGAAAGCUGGAGAAAAGUUUUCGGUGAAACUGUGGUACAUGGGGAGAGGACUAUUAACUGAAACGAUCUCUAACUUAUCACUUAAACAGUGUAAUCCAGGAUUCAUGGCAGAGGAGAAUACUUGCGUUUGCAAGGAUACCACCGAUGCUGGUGUAUCCAGUUGUGAGUCGGACGGGAAGACAUUUUAUCUUAAAUAUGGAUACUGGGCAGGACUAGUCAAUGGAGCAUUUGUUACUCAUUUCUGUCCUAAUGGAUACUGUAACAUAAGUGAUCAUCCUUCGACCGAACAGAAAUAUGAUUCCGGGAAACUUUGCAAUGAGAACAGAAAUCAGAGUAGCGUGCUUUGUGGCGAGUGUAAAGCGAACUAUGGCGUGCUAUUCGGAGGGGAACACUGUUCUAACACUUGUUCCAACUGGUAUUUGUUGCUGCUGAUUUUGUACGGAGUGAUCCUGUUGAUUGUCGUCAUGGGUGUCAUGUUGAUCAACCUCGAUUUCUUCACUGGAUAUUUGAACGCAUGGGUGUAUUCCUACCAAGUCAUGAACGUUAUUACCCCUAGUGGCUUCCAGUUCGACCCUUUCAUCGAGUUUCUCAUCGGUCUGGGAAACUUCCAAUUCAAAAUAGGCUCUGCUCGGUCUGGUGGGAUUUGCUUUGCCGCUGGUCUAGACGAUGCAGACAAAUUGGCCAUUAUGUACGCGCUACCAACGUUCGUCUUGGUUCUAGUAAUGCUGUUAGCUAGGGCUGUAGGUAAUCAUCCCAACUGGUGGUUCAGCAAACGUGUCAGAGCCGCUCCUUUCCGAGCGUUUUGUACCAUUUUUGUGCUCUGCUACACUGACAUCACCAGAAUCUCACUGCGAAUCCUACAUUUUGCAAAAUUUGGGUCCACCUACGUGAUGUACGCAAAUGGCAACAUUGGGUACUUCUCAGGAAAACAUAUUGCCUAUGGUGUUUUAGCAAUCCUAUAUAUUCUGAUCGUGGUAAUUCCAUUUCCGAUGAUCCUCUUGUUUCGCAGUUACCUCACUCGAAAACUGCUUUUUGUGGUGAAUCUAAAUCGAUGGAAGCCGAUAUUCGAUGCCCUUCAGAGCUGCUUCAAGGACCAGUACCGUUGGUGUGCUGCCUUUUACUUUCUAUGCCGAUUUAUACUGCUGGCGAUCAGCACUCUUGCGCCCUCAGGAGCUGUUAAGAGAGCCUUGUUGGAAACUGCCUGUGUCCUCAUCCUCCUGAUCUUUGCGUUCUUGAGGCCCUACAAGGAAGCUGCUGAUGUCAAGGAAGAUGAAGAAAGCUACGAGUGGAUCAACAAAUCAGACGUGGCACUACUGACAACACUGUCGCUGAUCGCCAUUUUCAGUUCUGCCAUUGAUGCUAGCCUGUCGAAUAAGACCAGGGCCGGUUUGAGAGUAUUUGUCUACGUGUUGGCCUAUGUUCCUUUGCUGGUCCUUGGCAUGGUAACGUACAGAAACGUGAGCAGAUGGCGCCAAAAGAAGACUCUGGUAAACGAAUUACGCGAACCAGAGCUCUCCGUGACAGACAUGUCGGAUGAGACAACUGUAGCUGACAACCAACCUGUGUAA